Molecule: messenger RNA, 576 nt
Organism: Octopus sinensis (East Asian common octopus)
Lineage: Eukaryota; Metazoa; Mollusca; Cephalopoda; Octopoda; Octopodidae
Exons: 6
Coding region: 85-507 (140 amino acids)
Source: RefSeq, a predicted model, not a curated record
UACUUGCCUUUCUGCAAAAUCUCAUCAAAGAUUUUCUGAAGAAAUUUCAGGUAAUUGGAAAUAUCUUUUUGACAUCAUAAAACCAUGCUGAACCAAAAGGGAACUCUUUUGUUUGGUCUUCUUGUACUCUGCUCUGUAUUGAGUAUAAGCUUUUCCACAUGCACACACAAAGGUGUUGACCACAAGCAGGGUGCAAAAUGGGGAGAAAAAUGUGUGAAAUUUACCUGUCAUAGAAGCCAGGUUAAAGUGGUACAAUCUGCUUGUGAUGAUGGUGCUAUUUGCCGAAAUGUUGGCAGUCAUUGGACCAAAAACUGUAUUGACUAUACUUGUGUAAAUCACAAUGGAAAAUUAAUUGUGAAGAAAGUUACAUUACGUUGCAAAAGUCAUCACCAUAAAUGCCACAAAGUAGGAUCACACUGGAAUGAGACAAUCCAUGGAAACUGUUUCACCCGUAAAUGCGUCAAGAAAAACCAUUUGCCUGAAAUUGUUAAAGUGUCCAAAUGUUAACAACAUCGCAGCUAUAUUCUGAUGGAACAUUAUCUUUUUGAAAAUAAAAUUUGAAUCAAUCAAUGUGAA